AUGGCCCUGAGAUGGAUGCAGAGUCCGUCUAGCCGGCUGUUCGGCUGUCAGGGUCCAUCUCGCUUGCUGCUGCUGCAGAGACAUGUAUCUUCAUCCUCAUUCUCUACUUCGGCUAGAUGCCAGUCCUAUGAAGAUACGCUGCCGACGCUCAAGAUAGGAUCCCACACCCGAGUUCUCUUUCAGGGGUUUACUGGUAAACAGGCGACGGCCAAUGUCAAGGAGUCACUGGCAUGGGGGACCAAGAUAGUUGGUGGCGUUAAGCCUGGAGUCGAGGGUGAACAUCUAGGACUGCCCAUCUUCCCAUCGGUUCGCGUGGCACACGAGAAGGCCAAACCAGAUGCCUCAGCUGUAUAUGUGCCCGGAAACCAGACUGCUAAAGCCAUAGAAGAAGCCCUCGAGGCAGAAAUACCCCUUAUCGUCGCUGUGGCUGAACAUGUUCCCAUCCACGACAUGCUAAGAAUACACUCCAUGCUCAAAACACAGUCCAAGUCUAGACUGGUCGGACCAAACUGUCCCGGGAUCAUCUCUGCCAUUGGCAAAUGUAGAAUCGGGUUCCAGCCUCUUCCAUGCUUUGCACCAGGGAAUAUAGGCAUAGUAGCCAAAUCAGGCACGUUGGGAUAUGAGACUGUUGCAUCCACCACCAGAGCUGGGCUAGGGCAGAGCUUAUGUAUAGGUAUGGGUGGUGACGUGCUUGCUGGCACUGACUUUGUAGAUGCAUUAAAGGUGUUUGAACACGACGACGAUACCCAUGGCAUUAUCAUUGUGGGUGAGAUAGGUGGUGAGGCGGAGAUGGAGGCUGCAGAGUGGAUCGAGGGGUAUAGGAGGAGGACAGCAGCGGCAAAACCGAUAAUGGCGUUGGUCGGCGGUAUUGAAGCUCCACAUGGUCGGGUUAUGGGCCAUGCAGGCGCAUGGACGGCAGCAGGCGAACCAAAUGCCAGGACCAAGAUACAGGCUUUGCAGUCUGCGGGAGUGGUCAUGGUUGAUCAUCCGGAGAAGUUCGGUGAGGGUAUGAAGGCAUUGUUGGCUGGGGCUAGCAGAAGGCCUAAACCGGUAUCUUCCGGACCUUAUAUGCAACGGUCAUCAUAUCACACUUGGACCAGAAGGUGUCCACAGAACAGUCUACCGUAUAGACCAACAGGCUCUUCUCAAAAGAGAAACCUAUACAUCAAGUCCUCUGAUGCAGUCAGCCUCCUCAAAGACCAAAACAUUUCCGCCCUUGAGUCCAAGGGGCCAGCUAAUUUCACUCUUGCCAUUGCUGUAGACCGUAAAUCAUGCGGUCCCUGCAUAGCCGUCAGUAAUAGCACCGAUGGCAACACCCACAGGUUCCCAUUCAACUAUCACACACGAAACUUUGACAUUGCAUCUAUUGCGGAUAUCCUUGGCUUUUCCAAAAACCAUCCCGUGGCUAUCGAGUCCUUAGAGAAGCUUCUGCAUGGGUUAAUGAACAUAUUUGUGUCCAAGGAGGCAUUCAUUCUUGAGAUUAAGGCUAGCAUCACUCCGGAUACACAGGGUAUACAUGUGCUUGAUACGCGGUUUGGGUUCGAUGACGCUGCGCACCGUAGCUCGGGAAGACAGAGUGAUAUCCAUGGCUUGCGAAACAAAGCUGAAGAGGUCCCUGCUGAAGUUGAUGCAGAGAAGGACGGCAUAGUGUAUAUCACCCUUCCCGGAGAAGGUCGUAUAGGAACACUAGUGAACGGCGCUGGCCUGGCCAUGAACACUGUGGACGCCCUCACCCUACACGGUGGAAGCUGUGCCAACUUCCUCGACACAGGCGGCAAAGCCACCGCAGAAACAGUCAAGUCGUCCUUCCGAGUCAUCCUAUCUGAUCCACGAGUAAAGAGCAUCUUUGUCAACAUCUUUGGCGGCCUUACCAAGUGUGAUAUGAUUGCCGAAGGUAUCAUCAUGGCCUUCCGUGAUCUGGGUAUGAAUGUUCCUGUAGUUGUAAGGCUAAGAGGAACAAAUGAGGAACUCGGUCAAAAGAUGAUAGCUGAGAGCGGCCUUCCCCUGCACGCCUUUGACUCUUUCGAACAAGCCGCGAAGAAAGUCAUCAGCUUGUCGAAGUAA
Molecule: messenger RNA, 2064 nt
Organism: Nannizzia gypsea CBS 118893
Lineage: Eukaryota; Fungi; Ascomycota; Eurotiomycetes; Onygenales; Arthrodermataceae
Product: succinyl-CoA ligase subunit alpha
Exons: 10
Coding region: 1-2064 (687 amino acids)
Biological process (GO): tricarboxylic acid cycle
Cellular component (GO): succinate-CoA ligase complex (ADP-forming); mitochondrion
Molecular function (GO): succinate-CoA ligase (ADP-forming) activity; succinate-CoA ligase (GDP-forming) activity
Source: RefSeq, a predicted model, not a curated record